CAAUGUUAAAACAACUCGGAGGUUGGAAGUCUACAGCAAUCGCUCUAGCGUAUGUGGAAAAUUCAAUGAAGAAUCGGGAAAAAAUAUAUGAGAAUAUAACUCAUGGAUCAGAAUUCUCUCGAACUAAUCAUCAAUCAUCGAGAUCAACUGAUCCACCACCAUCUACAUCAACUGAUCCACAACCAACUAAACCAUAUACAUUAACAAGUUCAUCAACAAACAUCAUUGAAGCUGAAGUGAUAAUUCCAAUGAAUGAUAAGACAUCUCCAGAUGAUCACCUACACCUGUUUUCACAACAGCUAACAACAAAAAAAUACUUGUAAUGCACAAUAACCGAUCAACAAAACC
This is a messenger RNA of Cotesia glomerata, 348 nucleotides long. RefSeq lists its product as uncharacterized. The record is from RefSeq and is a predicted model, not a curated record. The coding region runs from base 3 to 323 and encodes 106 amino acids. NCBI's taxonomy places the organism in Eukaryota, Metazoa, Arthropoda, Insecta, Hymenoptera, Braconidae. The transcript has 3 exons.